AUGUCGCGAACAAAAUAUGUUCAAACGCUAGUGCUGCUCAUAUCAACGAUCGGAUCCAUUCGAGCUCAAGGGAAUCCUCGAAUAGUGAACGGAGAAAACGCAGAAUACGGCCAGUUCCCGUACCAGGCUCUGCUUCUGAUUCAAUUCCAAGAAUGGCGUGCACUUUGUGGAGGAAGUCUCAUUUCAACCGCAUGGGUUCUUACAGCAGGACACUGUGCGGAGGAUGCUCUUUCGGUAACAGUGCGACUGGGAAUGAUCAACCGAAACGGCACCGAUGAGGAUGGAUCGGACGAUGGCAGUCUGGUGCUCGUAUCGGAGGAUUUGUUUACCCAUCCAAAUUAUAACUCGGAAACCCUCGAGAACGAUAUAGCGCUGAUUCAUCUACCGGAAAAUGUGAAAUUUACUUAUCGGAUUUCUCCAGCGGAACUGCCCAUCGGUCACGACUCUUACCAGGGACGGACUGCAAUUGCCAGUGGUUUUGGGCUCACCAAGAACAACGGUAAACCAGCCGAUAGACUGCAGUACGCUGUCAUGGAUGUGAUUAGCAAUACGGUGUGCACUGCAACCUAUCCGGGAAUAAUUCGGUCGACAAACAUUUGUACCAUGGGACAGAAACGGAGUUCAACGUGUAACGGGGAUUCCGGAGGACCGUUGACUCUGGAAGGCGAAAAGACAUUGAUCGGGGUGACCAGCUUUGUCAACAGAUUUACUGAGUGUGAAAUGAACUAUCCGGCAGGUUUUGUGCGCGUUACCGAAUAUGUAGACUACAUUCGAGAGGCUACUGGAAUGGGUGCUUGA
Molecule: messenger RNA, 798 nt
Organism: Uranotaenia lowii
Lineage: Eukaryota; Metazoa; Arthropoda; Insecta; Diptera; Culicidae
Product: collagenase-like
Exons: 1
Coding region: 1-798 (265 amino acids)
Biological process (GO): proteolysis
Molecular function (GO): serine-type endopeptidase activity
Source: RefSeq, a predicted model, not a curated record